Molecule: messenger RNA, 532 nt
Organism: Dentiscutata erythropus
Lineage: Eukaryota; Fungi; Glomeromycota; Glomeromycetes; Diversisporales; Gigasporaceae
Source: the annotation of a GenBank genome assembly
UUCUUACUCAACAAUUAUAUCGAGUUCAACUACUUCAACAAGGUCGAUAUUCAGUACCAUGGCGAAAAGAGUUUAAAAAAGAGUGGAAGCAACAUGAAAAGCAAAAAACUCAAUCAAAUAAUAAAUAUUUUACUGAUCCUACCAAGUGGAUAUGUGCAUGCCCUGCAUAUCGUCUUAGUCGCAAAUUAGUAAAUAUAUUUGACUUGGAAAAUCUUCAAAAUUCUCAAAAUCAUAAAAUUUCAAGUGCUUUAUUAUCUCAAGACAAAAUUAUUGAGCAUGAAGAUAACUAUAUUAUUGAAAGUAGUGACGAAGAGCAAGAUGUAUAUGAAUCAGAAUUGGCUUACUUGCAUGAAGUUUUAGACAAGACUAAAAGGUUGUUAGAAGAAUCACGAAAUAAACCAAAAAGACAUUUAUGGUUAAAAAAAGUUCGCCCAAAUUUUAAAUUACUAGAAAAAAUGAAUAGCGAUAUCUCAUCAUUAGAUAAUCGCAAGACAAUGCCAAAAACAUGGCAGGAUUUUAACAAUAAUACGAU